GAGCCGCACCCACACUCAUGAGCUACGUCAGAGAAGCUACGUUCACAAUCACAUAUCCACAGACCAAACGCAAGCGCCUCGACAAACAGUAAAUAUUUUGUAACCGUUCUUGAAGGUAGUCAUUUUUCCGAGUUCCAAUUCAAUGAUUCAGCUAAUUUUAUUGUAUAUUCGUCAAGCUGGUGCAACUAUUCAACUCAUUGCACGACUGAUUUAACGUUACAACUGUUGACAAAACGAGUCCCGGGUUGGGAAUAAGAUUUUAACAAAGGAUGGCUUCUCGUGGGAAAUCAGAAACUGGAAAAUUGAGGCAAAAUAUGGAAGAGCAACUUGACAGACUGAUGCAGCAGCUUCAGGAUCUGGAGGAAUGCAGAGAAGAACUGGAUGAGGACGAGUAUGAGGAGACAAAAAAGGAAACCUUGGAACAGUUGAGUGAAUUCAAUGACUCUCUGAAGAAGAUCAUGACAGGAGACAUGACCCUUGUGGAUGAACUCAGUGGAAUGCAGCUGGCAAUCCAGGCUGCCAUCAGCCAAGCUUUCAAAACCCCUGAGGUGAUCCGACUUUUUGCCAAGAAGCAGCCAGGACAGCUGAGAACAAGACUAGCAGAGAUGGACCGAGAUGUCAUGGUGGGGAAAUUGUCGCGAGAUGUGUACACGCAGCAGAAAAUGGAAAUCCUCACAGCCUUGAGAAAACUUGGAGAGACGCUCACUUCGGAGGAUGAGACUUUUCUCACCAAAAAUGCUACAGCUACUCUGAACCAGUUUGAAAAAGUGACUGCAAACUUAGGCUCUGAAGACAAAAUUAUGGCUUUAGCUAGCUCUGGUGUGAAAACCAAAGCAUAGUAAUUCUACAAAAUGUUAAUUUUAACCCUGUGUCUUUAUUACCAAGAAUGACGUGUUAAUUGAUCAUUGAUUUUGUAAAUAGCCAGUGCUCUUCUAUGUUUUGCUGUAGAUGCUAACACUUUUUAACAGUAUUGUUUUAUACCCCUGCACUUUUGUAAAUGUCUAUUUGUCCAGAUGCGUGUAAAAUUGUAUUAUAGGUACAAACAUGUGAUUUGUGGAAUAUGAAGACAUGUACAUGAAUGUAAAAGAUGGUCCAGGCAGUUCAAGAGAAAUACUCUGUUGUGAUUUGGGCUGUAUUUCUUAUUGGGUUGCUGUGUCUCUGUCUUGCAUUGUUGUUUUAAAGAUUGUUGAUUUUCUGUAUGAGUGCUGCAAAUAUUCAAGAUUUAUUUUAAAUAAACUGUUCCGUUUA
This is a messenger RNA of Perca flavescens (yellow perch), 1248 nucleotides long. It is a transcript of the gene lzic, whose product is annotated as leucine zipper and CTNNBIP1 domain containing. Bases 270 to 839 code for a protein of 189 amino acids. NCBI's taxonomy places the organism in Eukaryota, Metazoa, Chordata, Actinopteri, Perciformes, Percidae. The transcript is spliced from 7 exons. Gene Ontology annotation, molecular function: beta-catenin binding. The record is from RefSeq and is a predicted model, not a curated record.